AUGAAAAAUUAUUAUCUAUUUACUGGGGCUGAACGUAAAAAUGGCAGAACAGAUCGAAAAAUAUAUUAUUUUUAUAAAAAAAUUAAUCAAUUAAAGAUCACUUUAAAGAAUAGAAUUUUAUCAUUUCCAAAGUCUUCCACAAAUCUGUUCUCCUUUCAUAUAACCACACCUGGCCUGCCCAAAAAUGAACUGCUGCCUUUUAAGACAAAUAUAAUACUUGAUACAAAAAGACUGGAUUCCUUUUUGAUGACAUCUAUUCCAAUUCGAGCGAUUUCCUUUUAUUGGUACGUUGCUUACACUAAAGUGGGAUCAUCAAACGAAUUCGUGACCACUGAACAUGUUGUAAUUUACAUAAUGGGCGUCGUUUCUAUCCGGCUUUCCUUAACUUUUAAAGUCGUUCUUCCUGGACAAACACGCAUUUUAUUAAAUUCAUUUCAGAUAUUUAAGAAAGUUUAUGGAUUCGUUUGCAUUUUUUCAUCCUCUGGUGAUGUUGAGUCGGGUUUUUCAUGUGGCCAAUGUAAAACCAAAGCUUUAGAGAAAAGUUUUAAUCUGACACAACUAGAUGCAAAUAAGAUUUCUUUUAUCUUGGACUUCAUAUUGCGAUCACAAAUGGUCCUUCGUUUGACCGUAAUUUUUUCAAAUCAGACGCAAGCCAACAUAAAGCAUCAUAUUUUUGAUUGUGGCAAUCAUGGAAAUAGGUUUUUAUGUCCCAAGAAAUGUGGGAUUGAGCUCGAAACCAUGGUAAACAAAUUGCAAUCAAGCUCAGAAUGUAAUGCGUUGGUUACAGAAGCACCAGUAGAAAGAGUAGACACUACGCCUUCACUUUCCCGUCCAGAAUCAUUCCUGUCUCAGGCAGUUCCUUCAGGCAGCAAUUUCAAUAGCUACCGCCAGGAAAACGCCUAUCCUCAAUCCCGACAGACUUAUAUGAAUGGAUACGCAGACGUGUUUAACACCAAUAACCAACAGCUCCACCAACAAUCACAAUCACAACAGCAGCGGCAACAACGUGAAUCUUCCAGUACAUUGACUCCACCCUCUACCAGUUCUUCACCGGUAAAUGAAGCAAAAGCGAUUUUGUAUGGGCAACUUUGUGUUGUAGAGGGUCGGGAAUGUGUGAAUUGCGGAGCUACAACAACCCCUCUUUGGAGGAGAGAUGGUCAGGGAAAUUACUUGUGCAAUGCUUGUGGCCUGUACCAAAAAAUGAAUGGACAAAAUCGCCCUCUGAUUAAGCCGAAACGAAGAUUGGUACAAAGACCCAUCUCGAUGAAGAAGGAUGGCAUUCAAACGCGCAAUCGAAAGGUCUCCCAAAAGUCCAAGAAGUGCAGGUCCAGUGGGGGCUUCUCAGAGCUGGAGGAACUGAGUUUGGAUUACUUGAUUAAACCUACUUUGAGCCACCUUACAGCAGCCAGUCAUUUAGCUGCAGCAGCUGGGUAUCAUCCUCACAAAAUGGCUGAUUACAUGUCCUCCUAUCUGGACGGAGUUUCCUCAGCCUAUACCCUCUCUUCCGCUUCCUCCACCGGCUACCCUCCUGUUAACAAUGCUGCGGCAGUUGCAUCUGCAGCCAUGGUAGCUAUGAGUGGGGGUCAGUCCUCACCUUAUGGUAUGUCACAACCCACAGGAUUUCCACUACCUUAUCCGAAUCACUCGCAUCCCCAUCAGCUGCAACAUCAGACGUCAUACAGAGGUCUUGGUGAACCAGUUACUACGACAGCCGCAUACUUUGGAGACUCAAGCUUUCAUCAAGCCAGCGGAGUCAGUGGUGCCUACUCCAUUUUCGAUGGACAUCAGUUCUCCAAGACACCGUUUCCACGACCCUUCUUUCAGGGUCAACCAGAUAAUCCAACAGGCGGAGAAGAACCAACUGCAGAGGCGCCCCAGUUCCAGUCACGGUUCAUGGCUGAAAGGACGGGGCAAUUCUUUUUCAGAGGCCACUCUGAUGCAUUUAGGAGGGACUGCGACAAACCACCAUAUGAGGGGGGGCAUCCUCAAAUUGCAGAAACUGCAAUAGAAGCAAUAGACUUCAUUUCUGUGAUUGUCUUAAAUAUUCUACAAAUUGUUACGUUAAAGAUUACUUUUUUAGUUCAUUUCAAAGGGUUUUUAAUGUUAAAGGCUAUUUUAAAGAAGAGUGAUUUGAUUACAAUCAACACUCAUUUAUUUAUUUGCUCAAAAUCUUUGCAAAUUAUUAUACUGGGUCAACAGUUGAUAAAUUGUCGUUUCGGAAAAUUUGUAAUUUCUGUCUAA
Molecule: messenger RNA, 2241 nt
Organism: Echinococcus granulosus
Lineage: Eukaryota; Metazoa; Platyhelminthes; Cestoda; Cyclophyllidea; Taeniidae
Product: Erythroid transcription factor
Exons: 13
Coding region: 1-2241 (746 amino acids)
Biological process (GO): negative regulation of transcription by RNA polymerase II; positive regulation of transcription by RNA polymerase II; cell fate commitment
Molecular function (GO): DNA-binding transcription factor activity, RNA polymerase II-specific; RNA polymerase II cis-regulatory region sequence-specific DNA binding; zinc ion binding
Source: RefSeq, a predicted model, not a curated record